Zootoca vivipara (common lizard) is the source of this 7443-nucleotide messenger RNA. RefSeq names its product chromosome 7 C6orf132 homolog (gene C7H6orf132). The record is from RefSeq and is a predicted model, not a curated record. NCBI's taxonomy places the organism in Eukaryota, Metazoa, Chordata, Lepidosauria, Squamata, Lacertidae.
ACAGGAAAGGUGAUAAUCCUAAAUCAAUAUUGGCAUGGUCAUUCGGAGAAUUCAUGUGUUUGAGACCAAUGCUUUUUAUUUGUUUGGCUUUGUUUCUAAAAACCUGGGAGGCAUUCUUGAUUUUGCUGCGUUUCGUUUUUUAAACCAGGACAUAUCGUAAACCUUUCGGUCCCCUUUGGACAUGGCAAUGCCUUAGGGAAGACCUCUGUGAGCUCCCGGGCUUAAGAGCUGCCUUGGGUGUAACAAUGGCUUACUGUAGCAGCAAGGAAAGAAUGUCACCAAAGGAGCUGCUACGGGGUGUGGCCAGGUGAGAGCAGCCAGCCCUCUCUACCUGCUCAGGUGGCUUAGCUUUUAAAGCAGCUCAAAAGUUAGCUCAGCAGACUAGCACCUGCUGGAGCUCUCUGUGUGCUGGGUGGUAGCUGAGCAAACUGGAAAUAUGUUUUGCUAGAGGGAGCAUUUGGAGACACGCCGGAGAAGGCAGCAGUCAGGAUGAAGAAAAAUCACUCUGUGCAGGGGACUAUUAGCAGGCUCUUUGGGAAAAAACAUGCCAGCAACAAUUCCACCACUUCCCUCUACGUCACCAACCCCCCAUGGAUCUUCACUCAGGAGGUCACCACUGACAACCUGGCGAGAACUGGUGAAGUGGACGGCAUUUAUUAUGGGGAUAAUCGCUUUGCUUCAAUGACAGAUUCUGGAACAGCAACCCUUAAGCCACGUCCAAGAGUCCGACCUUUGUUGACUUUCUUACCUCUUAAUGCUCAGGAGCCUCAUGGAGUGGCUGUGCCAACACCAUCAGUACCAGAAGGCUUUGAGGAAAAGCCAGCUCCAGCUUCUCAGAUCAAUGGCAAUUACAGAAAGUACAAUUCGGUUCUUGAUCUGAGGCCCAAGGCAUUUGAAGAGAAUUUCUUGGAUGAUGAAUACAUUCCACCACCACCACCUGUUCCUCCUCCACCUCCACCACCGAUGGUUGACCCACCACCACCUCCCAUGGAAGUUCCACCUCCACCUCCCAUGAAAGCUCCACCUCCACCUUCUGUGGAAACCCCACCCCCACCAAUGGUGCCUCCACCCCCACCACCUCUUCCAGGAAUGCCAGCGCCAUCUCCUUCACCCCUGGCUCCACCUUCAUUCUCAUAUUCCAAUUUGUCUUCCCCCAGUACUCCAUCCCCACCAGACUUCAUUCCUCCUACUCCUCCGCCUAUGGCUUUUAGGGAUGGCAAAGCCCCUCCUAGGCCUCCCAUUUCACCAGCACUUCACACCCCACCAUUCUCCAAUGGUGUGUCCAAAUGGAAAUCUGAGACUGUUCUGAACUUGAGGCAGCCCGAAACCAUUUACCCCAAUCCAAACCUUCCUUCUCCAAGCACUCCCACCCAUAAGGUGCCACUAUUGCCACAAUCCAGCCCAGAGCCUCACCUUACCUUUCCAAGGUCAUUAAAAGUACCUCCCCCGACUCCUGUGAGAACAUCCUCUAUAUCCUCGGCAGAAAAAGAAUCCAGUCCAAAAGAUGAGCAGCUCCCCAAGUUGACUCCUCAUAGCCGACCUGCCCUGCCAUCUAACUUUACUGUACGAAGUGCAGCCACGGUUCACCCUGAAGGAGAAGUUGCAGCGAAAGCCACUAUGGAAAAGCCUUCUGUGCUAACCACAGAGGCUGGAAGUUCAAAACGGACAUCAGAUUCUAAUGGCUCCUCUGCCUCCCUGCUGAAACAUGAGGCGCCACCAGGCAAAGAAACAGAUUCUUCGGACUGGGCAUCCUCUGAUGACGAAGACUGGAAGGAACGCAGCAACCUGGACAAGCUAAAGCAUGAAUUGUCUGCCCUGCUGUCCUCUUCAUGCAGAAAGGAAGACAGACCACUAGACAGAACUGUAUCUCCCAAGACUAAAGCCAACGUUACCAAUAGCAACCAAGUUGUUCCAGAUGAACCAAAACAAGCUGGGCCUGCUGUGACAAGCCCCAAAUCACCAGUGGUUAAAGAAAGCGAAAAGAAAGGAAUCAGGCUUGCUGAUACGCCUUCCAUGGGCAAAACCUCCCCCAGUGAUGCUUCCUCAACACUAGACAAUAAAUCCACCACUGCAAACAGUGUUUUGAAAUUCAAAGAUGAACUGGAAGCCUUGUUGUCACCAACCAAGGAUGGGGGGCCACCUUUGGCUUUUGCAAACCUAAAACAUAAUCCAGAACCAAAGAAGCAAGUUACUCUUCAGUUUGGUGGCAGCCAGACCAAUAGCGGCGAGCCCAGACUUCCAAAACCAACAGCAAGUCCGAAUACACCAAUGUCGGAAGUGACAGAGAAAGAGCCUAAGAUUCCUAGCACCUCUGCUGGUCGCUCGGCACCUGACAAAACUUGUAAACCUCCAGUCUCUCCUCUGAAACCAAAGAAUGAACUCUUGGUUCCAUCUGUGCCUUCACCAGCCUCUUCUGGCACGGCCUCACCUCUACUAACUGCAUCUCCUAACACGGAUUUCUCUCUUUUCCAAUACAAGAUGCAUAGGGCGAGGUUCGGUUCCAUUGACAGCCUGGGCUCUGCGAGUUCUUCCCAAAUGACAGAAGACGGAACCACCAGCACAAAUAAUAAUGAAAACCAGAGAGACUCAGCUGAGCGCAGGCCCUCAGAGACAUCCACAUCCUCUUGGAAGAGUGAGAAAAUGAAUAGUGAAGUUUUGGUUCACCCUGUUACAGGAGAAAAAGUAGAAAAGGGAUCCCCAAUGGCUCUCCUCUUGGCUGCACAACAGAGGGCCCAAAGAGGUAGGUCUUCUGCCUCUGCCUCCCGACAGAACAGCUAUUUGUCAGAGAGGCCCCAGUUCAAGUUAUCUGAGAAGUUGCACAGCAGCAGCAGCCAGUCAGAGACUGGAUCGCCCACUAUUUACUACAGUGACUCCAAGCCCAACUCUGUCACGAUUGUACCAAAGUCUCCUCAAAAGGAAUCACUUGCAGCCUCUGAAAACAAGCAGCGUAAUGGAGCAGGUAUACCUGAUAGCAGCACCUUGGGCUUGUCAGAGGGGCAGAGGGGCCAGAAGCCUCAGACAUUUUCCAGUGCCUCAGAACAAUGUGGGAAUGCACAGGUGGUCAAGGAGAUGAAUGUCUCCCAGAAUCUUCCCUCAUCAAACAGGCAUGGGACUUCCAUGUUAGUUCAAGGCCUCCUAAGUCACAGCAGGCAGGAAGCUCCCUUGCACUCUCUCACAGCACCCCAAAACCACGCCAAAGACAACAACGAUGAGGUGGAAGAGGGUUUUGAUUAUGAGAUCAUUCCCCCUCCACCUGAGUUCAGCAAUGAUGCCCAAGUGGUCCCAGACGAUUCUUCAAAAGGGGAGGAGAACCACAAAGCCCUUAAUAUCCCAGGUGGCAACCAGGCCUCAAAUAAGCAACUUAAUCCCAACCCUUCAAGCUAUAACUACAGUAACAGUUAUUCCCUGACAUCCAAAUCAAUUCUGGAAAACAGCACGAGGCCCAGUGGAUACAGCCACCAUUACCCAGGUGGGAGCUACUCCUUUAGCUACCUCAGUUCCUAUGACAACAGCCGUCCUCUGAUCAAGAAGCGCCUCUAUGUGACAGAGACGGACAGGUCGUAUAGCCGGCCCACCAUGUCUUCUCGCAGCAUGAGCACACCCACCUCCUCCUACGGCCACAGUACAAUGUCAUACAACUCUCAGGCUGCGGAAGGGAUGCGCCGGGCCAACUCCACUCACAGGAAUGGUCCAAGCAGCGCACAAGGGCGAAGGGUGUCCCUGGAAUUACCUGGGAAGAUGGUGACUUACAGUAAUGCUGCCGGUGAAGCCAUGUAUAAAGGCCAGAACGGAGAGUAUGCUACCAACACAGCAGCCGCCGGCAGAUCCUCUCACGGAAAUCAACAAUAUAGUGGAACUGCAAAUACAUUUACCGUCAGGCCUGGAGCACGACAACCCAUUUCUUAUUCGUACCAAGGAGGUCUUCGAUAAGGCCUGUAUGAGGAAGCUGUAUCACCUUGCACCAGCUUUGGCCAAGUUAUAGGCCUCGUCCUCUUUGCUUUGUUCUGGCUCUUCCUUUGAUAGCUGUAAAAUGAGGCACAAGAGCCUGACCUAGACUGAAAGUAGUCCAAGUGUCUGCUUGUAAAUAGACUGGUUGUAAGUUAUUAGGGACAAUGUAAGAAUGAGGGCUUCUGUGCAAAAUGGACAAGGGGGCAAGUUAUGCCACAUAGUCACUCAGCAACUUUUGCUUAAAGCAUUUAAGUAAUUACAUAGUCUUCCUAGUGACUAGUGCCAGCUUGGCCUGUAGAAGAUUAUAUCUAGACUAGCAGUUUAUGGAAGAAACUUUAAGCACCAUCUUCCUUCUUGAAUGUGCACCUGACACUUCAAAGCAGCAAAGAAAGGAUGGAUGCCUUCAUCCUAGCAGGAACAGAAGAGGAAUCUAGCUGCAGAAGAGCAGGAGACAAGAUUAAGAGAGGGAGUUAAAUGGCAGUGGCCCCAAUAGCUAUGUGGGGCCAAGAAUUGAGAUCUGAAGAGCCUAGUGGUUGGAAGAAGAUGGCAUAGUCGGAGGGAAGGGGAAGAAGGGUUUAGAGGGAUAAAGCAGAAGAAAGCAAAUAGAUGAGGGGUACUAGGGCUACUUACUUUUUCUGGUAGCUGUGGCUUUAACACAGGGAUGGAGAAUCUGUGGUCCUCUUGGUCAUGUUGGACUUCAGUUUCCAUCAUCUCUUACCAUUAUGGCCGAAGUUGAUGGGAGUUGGAAGUCAACAACCUCUGGAAGGCCAUUAUUUAUCUGACCCUGCUUUAAUAACUCCACAAAAAGAGAAAAUUAAGCAGCUAGCCUCCUCUCCCCACCAAUCACUGCAUCUCCAUGUCAGGAAAAGCCAAACUUACUGGAUUUCCAUUUGUCAUGCAAGUACAAAAGACACAGGAACCCUGAGAGAAGUCUGCUAGCCUAGGAGGUGUUGUCAGUCCCAGGUGUUAUUGAAUCUAUUGGAAAUAAUUGAGAUUGCACCUUCUUCAGACAAUUCUACAGGUCAAUUUUUAGACUAGACUAGGAAGUUUAGACUAGGAAGUAUGACUCACCUCUAGAGACAAGAAUGAGACUUCACAGCAUUCACUAAUACCCAUACAAUAUAAAUACAGAAUAUUAAGAGUAUUACUGUCGCUUUAAAAUGCAACUUGUUAAUUGAAUUUUGGGGAGAGGUUUUAAUUAAGAAACUGCACCAGGAUAAAAAGAGCCGAAAUGCCAUAUUUGCCAGGAUGCAGUCUGGAGAUCCUGUUUGUCUCCUUAAAAGAACACAGUCACCGUGACUCCUGAUCUGUGCCUCCAUUGGUCCUUUCACCUUUGCCUUGCCUACCAUGGUGGAAAACUAAUCACAGCAAGCAACAGGAUAUGGGCAGGAGGCAUAGCUGCCAAGUUUUCCCCUUUCUCGCGAGGAAGCCUAUUCAGCAUAAGGGAAUUUCCCUUAAAAAAAGGGAUAACUUGGCAGCUAUGGCAGGAGGACAGAAUGGGAAGCGUAAAGGCUGUAUCUUCUGCAGUCCUGGAAAAUUUUUAAGGAGAUUACACCCAUCUCCUUUGUAGGCUGAACAUCUUACAUACAAAGUGAUAAAAGAUGUCAAAGUGGGCACCAAACAGUUUAGUUUUAAGGUGUGUGUGUUUUAUCAUUAUGGCAUUAAAAACAUUAGGUGCUGGCACCUAUAAAAAUUAAAGCCAAGUUAUAUAUUGAUGUAUAUCAAGGAAGCAAUGCAGGUUUAAAGUUCUGCUCUGUAAAUGCGAGCCUUGCAGCCUGAUCCUUUGAGUAAGUUUUAUUGAGUCAAUGAGAUUUACUUCUAAAAAGCUAAGUAUGGGAUUGUAUUAAACCACCUUGGCUUGUUUGCCCACUUAUGAGAGCUGUUCAUUCUAUGUGUUGAAUUUGUUGGUCUGGUCUCUGUUUAAUGGCUGACAAGUGUUAUGUUUUUGCCAGUGAUAAACCUGGAUGGCUUAUUCCUAAAUUAGUCCCAUAGUUGACACAGCAGCAGCAGCGACUUUUAAGGCUGCAAAAAACAAAAAACGCCCCACCUUGCAAAAAAAAUUCUGUGGAUUUUACAAGAAAACUAUUACAUACCCAAUUAUUAUUAUUUAUUGAAUUUACAUCUCACCCUUCCUCUCGAAUAGCUUUUCACACUUGUAGAUAAUAUUGUAAACAUAAAAUGUGCAGGGUGGCUAACUUACGACUGUUGAAUUCUGUGGCUCUAUUCAAAGUCUGACUUAGCUGGAUACCACUCAUAUAAAUCUUGCUGGUUUGGCCUGAGAACAAACUCUCUUUCCUAUAAAGCCAUGUCUCAUUUAGUCUUGGCUCUGGUCCAUUUAUUUUGUUGUUGUUGUUUAUGACAUCCGUCUGUCUCAGGAGACAAUGGAAGCGUGCUCCUUUGGGGACGAAGUCAAACUGUUAGAGAGUUACAGCACCUGCUGUGGCUGUAGAAACCAAUGCAGGAGAGACAUGUUUUGUUUCAGCUGGGGCAGAUGAAUGAGUCCGGUUGUGCAGACACACCAUGGCAUUUCUUCUCUCUGAGCUCCUCCCAGUGGCCAUUCCUCCUCUGGUCACUUCAAUUUAUUUAGGUGGCUGGUAUUACUCUGUUCCCUAGGACUGCUUCAUACAUACAGCGGCCAAGUACCAAACAGGAAAGGGUUCCUGCACCCUUGAGUCCUGUAUUUUAGGGGAUUUUAGCUUGACAUGGCAUGGUGCUACAGUUGCCUUUUUCAUCCAUUACUGCCCUGCCCUUCCCCACCUCUGGCACUUGUUCUCUGCACAUGAACCCAUAGGCUUGAAUCCUAACAUAAAUUAGCUUAAAAUAUGUUAACAGAAGGAAAGUUUCCCAUCCUGUCCUUCCGCAUGAAGUGUCCUAUUCACUCACACACGCCUAAAUCCUCUCUGGAGGGUUGUUGGGGCCCUCCUGAAUAAUGUGGGAUUGAGUUGUGGGUGGGAAGGAGGGAAUGGGAAACUUUAUUUUCAUGAACUUCCUUAAGUUAACUUAUAUCAAGACCCGAUCCAUUAUGAUUAGAAGCUGCAAAGUUCUCUCCAUUAUACACACAAGUUACUCGAGUGUCUUCCAAACAUUAUAGCCCCCCCCCUCACACACACACAAUGUACAGCAGUGUUGGGGAAAUGUAACAUGCAACGGUCUCAAUGCCUUAUACUUGCAUGCAUUGUUUGCCUGUAUUGGAGAUUGCCUUUUCCAGACAUGCAAUGUUCUAAAUUAGUUGCUGCUAAGGGAAUAUCCAUACGAGAUGGGGGAACGGUGUGGGGUAAGCAAGCGACUUGUAUUCUCAGUCCUUAUCGAGGAUUUUUUAAUUCAUUUCAGAUUGCCAAUACUUGUAAAAUAUCACCGUACUUUUAAAAGUUAUAAAGCUGAAACAAGCUCAUGUAGUAGUUUGCCAUCAUAAGGCAAUGUAAAGACCUGUAAAAUAGAUGUAAAACAUGUAGAGAAUAAAUUGUAUUAUGGAAAAAUAAAGCACUUUGAGACAAG